CUCGACGGAGGUCUACUUCCACGGCACACAGAUCACCACCACCUUGCUCGGCGUCAUACCCGCCACAAUCGUCAUGCACCAGAUCACCACUCCUAUCUUAUACAACCUCAAACUCUAUUCCAUCAAUGAGUACCUGGAGCUACGAUACCAGAGCUUGGCACUGCGGAAGGUGGGAACUAGUGUCUCUCUCCUCAGUAUGUCUAUCCAUUCUGGCAUGGCCGUGUAUGCUCCAUCGCUUGCUCUCGCCACCUGUCACCAGCAUCUCCCAUUUCAAGUCUGUACUCAUUGCCGGUGCCAUUGUUACCUUCUACAUUACGGUCGGUGGCGUGAAGGCGGUGGUGUACACGGACGUGCUGCAAACGCUGCUCAUGUUGGGGGGCGUUUUGGCGGUGGUGGUGAUGUGCUCCAUGGAAGUUGGUGGGGUGCAAGAGGUGUGGGCCACAGCUGGACAGGGCGGCCGACUCGAAUUCUUCAACCUAGACACCAACCUACACGUCCGCCACACAUUCUGGUCCACCGUCUGCUUAGGCUUUGCAAUGGCGAUAUACGUUGUCGCAUUAGACCAGGCAGUUUACCAACGUCUUGCUUCCGUCAAAAGCCUCCGCAUUUCCAAACGACUCGUGUGGUUCUUCCUGGUUGGGUUGUGGUGCCUGUGGAGUUUGUUCUUCUUCUCCGGCCUGGUUGCCUACGCCACCUACAACACUUGCGACCCUCUCACCUCGGGCAAGAUCAACAAGCCAGACCAGAUCAUUCCUUUCCUGAUCACCGACAAGCUGGGCUACAUCCCUGGUCUGUCCGGCGUGUUCGUGGCGGCAGUGUACGGCGGGGUGCUCAGCACUGUUUCCUCCGAGGCGAACUCAAUGGCCUGCUUGGUGUGGCAAGACUUCCUGAAGCCUGUGCCUUACUUUGCUGAGCUCAAGGAGUUCUCCGUGAUUCGCAUCAUCAAAACUCUUUCUUUUCUGGCCGGGUUAGUGGGAACUGUCUUCGGCAUAACAAUGGGAAGUCUGGGAAAUAUCUUCCAAGUUGUUUUCAGUCUGAAUGGCGCCAUUGCUGGUCCGCUCAAAGGACUGUUCUUGGCUGGCAUGGUGAUGCCAUGGGUUAAUGCUAAGGGUGCGUUUGUGGGGUUCCUGGUGUCCUUCUGCUUCAGUGUAUGGCUCAUGAUUGGUCAGUUACUGAAUGGGGAUGGGACGCCCCCGCCACUGCCUCUCUCUGUGGAGGCUUGUCCUCUCUCUUCAAACUUUACUUUGGACGCCUUCACUGCACUCACCAAUAUGUCACACUCCUACGCCAAUAUCACUGUCGAGCAUACAGAUGAAGAAAAAGUCAUGAACAACAUCUCCUACUGCUACAACGGCAUGAUCGCACUGCUGCUCUCCGUGGUCGUGAGCGGCGUGGUGUCGUUACUGAUUAAACCUACUCCUCCCGAAGACUUGAAAGAAGGGGUAGUGAAUCCGACCUGUGAGCGGCUUUACCGGAGGUGGUAUUACGCAAGGAGAAGAACCACAUGCAACCUGGAAAACGUGAAUGGUUCACAAGAAGCCGUCACUAUGCUCCCUCUAUCUGACACAAACCUUCACAGCCCACAGUGACACAAAGGAUUGUGUCCCAAAUCUUAAGUGACGAAAUUUCCUCUAAGUUUUAGCCUUUAUCUUUAUUUUUCCUGUAAAACGACAUCUAGUGUUUUUGUAAUCCAAAAAUAUUAAAAUUUUU
Messenger RNA from Portunus trituberculatus (swimming crab), 1710 nucleotides. Its product is annotated as sodium-coupled monocarboxylate transporter 1-like. Gene Ontology annotation, biological process: transmembrane transport; sodium ion transport. Lineage: Eukaryota; Metazoa; Arthropoda; Malacostraca; Decapoda; Portunidae. Gene Ontology annotation, cellular component: membrane. The coding region runs from base 126 to 1589 and encodes 487 amino acids. The record is from RefSeq and is a predicted model, not a curated record. The transcript is spliced from 10 exons. Gene Ontology annotation, molecular function: symporter activity.